CAAAGAAUGCUCAACAAUCCAGUCGUUCAAAAUCUAAAGGAAUAUAAUCCAAAUACAACAAAUACAUUCUUCAACAUGAGCGAUACCCAGGGUCAGGUUAAGAUGGUGGCUGAGCAAGCUCUGGCCAAUCUCGUGGAGCGCGCCAAACGUCUUCAGCUGAGCAGUGUGUCCACCAUAGAUCCCAGUGCCACACGCAUAACAAUUCAAACUCUUUCCGAUUGCAACAUAACAGUUAAUAAUUCAAAAACAAAGACAAAGGUCAUCAAUGCCGCUGGACCCGGAACACAGCGAGCUAUGGCCGCCACAGCCAGGAAGCCGCGUAAAAUGGACUUGGAGCCAUCGCCACCGCCACCAUCACCACGCGAGCCAUGCAUGAUCGCGGAGCUGAGAGAUGAGUAUCAUCAGACCGAUCAGCUAAUUGAUAAAAUGCUCACAGAUGCCACAGUCCUGAGCCGGGAUAUGAUUUAUUGUUCUCAGCAUCAGCGUGAUCUCACCUUGGUCCAAGAGAUCGAAAUUGAGACCGCACACCGUUCAUUGGACACACUUUUUGAGGCGCUCAGCGCGGAAUGCGAACGCCAGGAUCUAAAGGAAAUAAUGCGUCGCUGCUGCUGCGCCCUCGAACGCUCCAAGGAGCGCGUUUACUCUGAUCCACACAAGUCCAUUAUGGACGCUCCCCACACACUUUAUGAUGGGCUGCCCAAUUAUGCCAGCAUCCAAGAAGCCAUCGCCGAUGAGCUGAUGCCCCCAGAGUCUCUGGCUGAUAACCUAAAUGAGCUAGCAUCUGACAAUGGCAACGUGUCCCCGAACAAACUUCAGCUUGAUAGCAAGUCAGGCAGAAAGACUCCAGAGGGGAUGCCCCAAAACAUGGCCAUAGCCGAGCAAAUCACUAAAUAGUUAUUUUCCACAUUGAAAUUGUCGCUAACAAUCAAUAAAAGUCUCGAUUUACUGUCA
Messenger RNA from Drosophila innubila, 951 nucleotides. RefSeq lists its product as uncharacterized. NCBI's taxonomy places the organism in Eukaryota, Metazoa, Arthropoda, Insecta, Diptera, Drosophilidae. The record is from RefSeq and is a predicted model, not a curated record. The transcript has 2 exons. The coding region runs from base 7 to 894 and encodes 295 amino acids.